GGAAUUGUAUAUGAUGACCCGUUGGAGCCGUGUAUUAUUCAAAGUGAGAAAGAUGAUGGAGAUGACCCCAUUAGAGUUAAGCAAGUGGCCCAUCUAGAGGCUACCGACUUUAUGGUUCUAAAUAAGGCGUUUGAGAAGAUUGACAAAGGUUAA
Messenger RNA from Dovyalis caffra, 153 nucleotides. Lineage: Eukaryota; Viridiplantae; Streptophyta; Magnoliopsida; Malpighiales; Salicaceae. The record is from the annotation of a GenBank genome assembly.